CCGUGAGCCGAUGGGGGUGGGGAGGAUCCCGCCUGGGCCGGAACAAAAGCCAGGUCUCGGGCGGUUGCCAAAGACUGGAGCGGAGCGGAGAGUGUGGGGUGAGUUGAUCCUGAGGAAGGAGCUCCGCGCACGGACUUUCGCUGAGAGUGGAGCUGGAGUCUCUGCAGCCAUGUCGGCCAAAGCAAUUUCGGAGCAGACGGGCAAGGAACUGCUUUACAAGUACAUCUGCACUACAUCGGCCAUCCAGAACCGGUUCAAGUAUGCCCGGGUCACCCCUGACACGGAUUGGGCCCAUCUGCUGCAGGACCAUCCCUGGCUGCUCAGUCAGAACUUGGUGGUCAAGCCAGACCAGCUGAUUAAACGGCGUGGAAAGCUGGGCCUAGUCGGGGUCAACCUCACUCUGGAUGGGGUCAAGUGCUGGCUGAAGCCACGGCUGGGACAGGAGGCCAUGGUUGGCAAGGCCAAAGGCUUCCUCAAGAACUUUCUGAUCGAGCCCUUCGUCCCUCAUAGUCAGGCAGAGGAGUUCUAUGUCUGCAUCUAUGCUGCCCGAGAUGGGGACUACAUCCUAUUCCACCAUGAGGGUGGGAUGGACGUGGGCGAUGUGGACGCUAAAGCCCAGAAACUGCUCGUUGGUGUGGACAAGAAGCUGAAUCCUGAGGACAUUAAGAAACACCUGUUGGUCCAUGCCCCUGAGGACAAGAAAGAAAUUCUGGCCAGUUUUAUCUCCGGCCUCUUCAAUUUCUAUGAAGAUUUGUACUUCACCUACCUGGAGAUUAACCCCCUUGUCGUGACCGAGGAUGGUGUCUAUAUUCUUGACUUGGCUGCCAAGGUGGAUGCCACGGCCGACUACAUCUGCAAAAUGAAGUGGGGUGAUAUAGAGUUUCCUCCCCCCUUCGGGCGUGAGGCUUAUCCUGAGGAAGCCUACAUUGCAGACCUGGAUGCCAAAAGUGGGGCAAGUCUGAAGCUGACCUUGCUGAACCCCAAGGGGAGGAUCUGGACCAUGGUGGCUGGGGGUGGUGCCUCUGUCGUGUACAGCGACACCAUCUGCGAUCUUGGGGGUGUCAACGAGCUGGCGAACUAUGGGGAGUACUCAGGCGCCCCCAGCGAGCAGCAGACCUAUGACUAUGCCAAGACGAUUCUGUCCCUCAUGACACGUGAGAAGCACCCAGAUGGCAAGAUCCUUAUCAUCGGAGGCAGCAUCGCAAACUUCACCAAUGUAGCCGCCACAUUUAAGGGUAUCGUGAGAGCGAUCCGGGAUUACCAGGGCCCCCUAAAGGAGCACGAGGUCACGAUCUUUGUACGGAGAGGUGGUCCCAACUACCAGGAGGGCUUACGGGUGAUGGGAGAAGUCGGAAAGACCACUGGGAUCCCCAUCCAUGUCUUUGGCACUGAGACACACAUGACAGCCAUUGUGGGCAUGGCUCUGGGCCACCGGCCCAUCCCCAAUCAGCCACCCACAGCUGCCCACACAGCAAACUUUCUCCUCAAUGCCAGCGGGAGCACAUCGACUCCAGCCCCUAGCAGGACGGCGUCUUUUUCUGAGACCAGGGCUGAUGAGGUGACACCUGCGAAGAAGGCCAAGCCUACCAUGCCUCAAGAUUCAGUCCCAAGUCCAAGACCCCUGCAAGGAAAGAGUGCCACCCUCUUCAGCAGCCACACCAAGGCCAUCGUGUGGGGCAUGCAGACCCGGGCCGUGCAAGGCAUGCUGGACUUUGACUACGUCUGUUCCCGGGACGAGCCCUCGGUGGCCGCUAUGGUUUACCCUUUCACUGGGGACCACAAGCAGAAGUUUUACUGGGGUCAUAAGGAGAUCUUGAUCCCUGUCUUCAAGAAUAUGGCUGAUGCCAUGAAGAAGCACCCAGAAGUUGAUGUGUUGAUCAACUUUGCCUCUCUCCGCUCUGCUUACGACAGUACCGUCGAGACCAUGAACUAUGCUCAGAUCCGGACCAUUGCCAUCAUAGCUGAAGGCAUCCCUGAGGCCCUCACGAGGAAGCUGAUCAAGAAGGCGGACCAGAAGGGAGUGACCAUCAUUGGACCUGCCACUGUUGGGGGCAUCAAGCCCGGGUGCUUUAAGAUUGGGAAUACGGGUGGAAUGCUGGACAACAUCCUGGCCUCCAAGCUGUACCGCCCUGGCAGCGUGGCCUAUGUCUCGCGUUCUGGAGGCAUGUCCAACGAGCUCAACAAUAUCAUCUCCCGGACCACAGAUGGUGUCUAUGAGGGCGUGGCCAUUGGCGGGGACAGGUACCCUGGUUCAACGUUUAUGGACCAUGUCUUACGUUAUCAGGACACUCCAGGAGUCAAAAUGAUUGUGGUUCUUGGAGAGAUAGGGGGCACUGAGGAAUAUAAGAUCUGCCGGGGCAUCAAGGAGGGCCGCAUCACCAAGCCGGUGGUCUGCUGGUGCAUUGGGACCUGCGCCACCAUGUUCUCCUCCGAGGUACAGUUUGGUCACGCUGGAGCUUGUGCCAACCAGGCUUCUGAAACUGCAGUAGCCAAGAACCAGGCUUUGAAGGAGGCAGGAGUAUUUGUACCCCAGAGUUUCGAUGAGCUUGGAGAAAUCAUCCAGUCUGUGUAUGAGGAUCUUGUGUUCAAAGGUGUCAUUGUACCUGCUCAGGAGGUGCCACCCCCAACAGUGCCAAUGGACUACUCCUGGGCCAGGGAACUGGGCUUGAUCCGCAAGCCAGCCUCGUUCAUGACCAGCAUCUGCGACGAGCGUGGGCAGGAGCUCAUCUACGCGGGCAUGCCCAUCACCGAGGUCUUCAAGGAAGAGAUGGGCAUUGGUGGGGUCCUCGGCCUCCUCUGGUUCCAGAAAAGGUUGCCCAAGUAUUCCUGCCAGUUCAUCGAGAUGUGCCUGAUGGUCACAGCUGAUCAUGGGCCUGCUGUCUCUGGGGCUCACAACACCAUCAUCUGUGCCCGGGCUGGAAAGGACCUGGUCUCCAGCCUCACCUCAGGGCUGCUCACCAUAGGGGAUCGAUUUGGGGGUGCCUUGGAUGCAGCAGCCAGGAUGUUCAGUAAAGCCUUUGACAGUGGCAUUAUCCCUAUGGAGUUUGUGAACAAGAUGAAGAAAGAAGGAAAACUUAUCAUGGGCAUUGGCCACCGAGUGAAAUCGAUAAACAAUCCAGACAUGCGAGUGCAAAUCCUCAAAGAUUAUGUCAAACAGCAUUUCCCUGCCACACCUCUGCUCGAUUAUGCACUGCAAGUAGAGAAGAUUACCACCUCAAAGAAACCAAAUCUUAUCCUGAAUGUAGAUGGUUUGAUCGGAGUUGCAUUUGUAGACAUGCUUAGAAACUGUGGGUCCUUCACUCGGGAAGAAGCUGAUGAGUAUAUUGACAUUGGAGCCCUCAAUGGCAUCUUUGUGCUGGGAAGGAGUAUGGGCUUCAUUGGACACUAUCUUGAUCAGAAGAGGCUGAAGCAGGGGCUGUAUCGUCAUCCAUGGGAUGAUAUUUCAUAUGUUCUUCCGGAACACAUGAGCAUGUAACUGAACCAGAAACUCAACUGCAGUGAAGUGAAGACAAAAACUCCCCCCUCCAUCCCCUCCCUCUGGGAAAUAGCUUGCAGACAGCUGCGCUAGAGCCUGCACUAGGAUGGGCCUGGAAUGGAAACAGCCUCUGGUGUACAGGCAGGAAGAGCAGCACCCUCAGGCUAACUCUGUUAGUCCACACAAAGAAGCUUAAUAUUUUUUUUUAUAUAAGCAUAGAAAUAGAAACCAAGCCAAUACUUGUGACAUUUGCUCUGCUACCUGCUGUAUUUAUUAUAUGAAAGCAUCUAAGCACUGUCAGAAUAGUGUUUUUCCUUGUUGUAGGUCAUUAUGAUGUUGCUUCAGUUUUCCCAUUUGUUUAAAAAAAAAAAAAAAAAAAAAAAUUCCCUUGGAGAAAGAGAAAGACCUCAAAAUAUACCAUACAUUUAAAGUACUCUUAAUAUCUUGUUUUUCCACUUCCCUUUCUUUCUCCUCAUUUACCAUGAAGAACAUUGUAUUAAUCUGAUUUUUUUAGGAUGUUUUUUGUAUGUUACGUGUUAAGGGUGUGUUUGGUAUCCCGCUAAAAAGUGUUCCGUGUUGCAGCCUAAAAUCUGCUUAUGUCAGGGGGAUGGGACCAUUGCAUCCUCAGCCAGCAUCACAAAAUAUGUGGAGUAGUAAUUUAAAAUGUAAAGUUGUGACGUACAUGUUUAAAAUGGAAAUGCAAAGCAAAAAGCUGUGAAAUGUCUUCUGUCUUAUGUUCUCUGUAUUUAUUCAGCUGACUUGUGUGUUACUGAAGGAUGGGGUCCAAGGGCUCUUCUCCAGCCAGUUUGCAUCUAAUCCACAAAGAUUCUGGACAGCUGCCACUUCAGUCUCCUCUCUGUAUUAUCAUAGUUUGGUUUAAAUAAACUGUAUAGUAACAA
Messenger RNA from Choloepus didactylus (southern two-toed sloth), 4374 nucleotides. It is a transcript of the gene ACLY, whose product is annotated as ATP citrate lyase. Gene Ontology annotation, biological process: acetyl-CoA biosynthetic process; fatty acid biosynthetic process; tricarboxylic acid cycle. The record is from RefSeq and is a predicted model, not a curated record. Lineage: Eukaryota; Metazoa; Chordata; Mammalia; Pilosa; Megalonychidae. The transcript is spliced from 30 exons. Bases 11 to 3475 code for a protein of 1154 amino acids. Gene Ontology annotation, cellular component: cytosol. Gene Ontology annotation, molecular function: ATP citrate synthase activity.